This is a messenger RNA of Tachyglossus aculeatus (Australian echidna), 2571 nucleotides long. RefSeq lists its product as uncharacterized. Gene Ontology annotation, biological process: G protein-coupled receptor signaling pathway. The transcript has 11 exons. NCBI's taxonomy places the organism in Eukaryota, Metazoa, Chordata, Mammalia, Monotremata, Tachyglossidae. The record is from RefSeq and is a predicted model, not a curated record. Gene Ontology annotation, cellular component: membrane. Gene Ontology annotation, molecular function: G protein-coupled receptor activity; olfactory receptor activity.
AUGGAGAGGGGAAACCAAACUUGCGUCUCCGAAUUCCUCCUCCUGGGACUGUCCAACCUGGCAGAGCAGUGGCAGCUCCUCUUCGUGCUAUUCCUCUGGUUGUACCUGCUUGGGGUUCUGGGGAGCCUGCUCAUCGUCCUGGCUGUCAGCUCUGACCCACCCCUACACACCCCCAUGUACUUCUUCCUCACCAACCUCCCCCUGGCUGACAUCUGCUUCCUGUCCACCAUGGUCCCCAAGAUGCUGGUCAACAUUCAGACCCACGACAAAUCCAUAUCCUACGCUGGCUGCCUGGCACAAAUGUACUUCUUCGUUCUGUUCGCAAGUCUGGACCAUUUUCUCCUCACUGGAAUGGCAUAUGACCGUUACAAGGCCAUAUGUCACCCCCUCCACUACACCACCAUCAUGAGCCCACAGCUCUGUACCCUGGUGGUUGCUGGAUCUUGGAUCUUCAGUUCCCUCCAUGCCCUGACACACACCCUAUUGGUGGUUCGCUUAUCCUUCUGUACCAGUCGGGAAAUUCUUCACUUCUUCUGUGAACUUUACCAGAUCCUAAAGCUUUCCUCUUCUGGCAUUUGCAUCAAUGAAGUAAUCGUGUUUGUCUCUGUAGUAGUGAUUAGGGUAGGUCCAAUCACCGGUCUCCUGUUCUAUUACGUUCGCAUCAUCUCCACCAUACUGAGAAUCCCAUCUGGAGGGGGUAGGUGGAAAGCCUUCAGCACUUGUAGUUCUCACCUGUCCGUGGUCUCCUUAUACUACAGCACCUCUCUUGGGACCUACUUUUGUCCAGCAUCUACCCAAACAUUCAGUAAGGGCUCGAUAGCGUCUGUGCUGUACACAGUGGUCAUCCCCACUGUGAAUCCCUUCAUCUACAGCCUGAUGAACAAGAACAUGAAAAUGGCCCUAAGAAACGCAUUCAACAGGAAAAGUAGAGAAGUUCCUCCUUUGAGUGAUGCAAAGAGUGGGUCGCUGGAGGACUCUUCCAAGAAUGAACAAUUAGUUCCCGAGAUGACCAAGCAGUCAGUCCAAGGCCAUCGGAUGCAGGCUGUAUACACUAUCUUGCUGGUAUCACUUAUUCUGCAGCUUGUGGGCCCUAUACCCAAUGGACCACUGGUCAACUGGUCAUCCAGUGAAGACUGCUGUAUACUAGGAUUACUCCAGAAUAAGGGCUGGCCCUCAGGACUGCGGAGAUGGAGAAAGUUGGGCUUGGGAUGCCAGAACCCUCAUUCUUAUGGGAAGUCCAGAAAUGUGGAAGACAAACAAGACUGGGAGCAAGAGCUGGAACUGAGCGUGACAGAAACAAUUAUAUCCUCCGGCCACAUGGACAGGGGAAACCAAACCAGCAUCUCAGAAUUCCUCCUCCUGUGACUGUCCGACAGGGCGGAGCAGUGGCAGCUCCUCUUCAUGCUGUUUCUCUGCAUGUACCUGCUCGGGGUCCUGGGGAGCUUGCUCAUCAUCCUGGCCAUCAGAUCUGACCCACAUCUGCACACGCCCAUGUACUUCUUCCUCACCAACCUCUCCCUGGCUGACGCCUGUUUCCUGUCCACCGCAGUCCCCAAGAUUCUGGUCAACAUUCAGACCCACAAUAAAUCCAUAUCCUACACUGGGUGCCUGGCGCAAAUGUAUUUCUUCAUUCUGUUCGGAACUCUGGACCACUUUCUUCUCACUGGAAUGGCUUAUGGCCGCUAUGUGGCUAUAUGCCGCCACCCACUUCACUACACCACCAUCAUGGGCCCACGGCUCUGUGUCCUGGUGGUAGCUGGCGUGAGGAACAAGGACAUGAAAGGGGCCCUAAGAAAAUUCAUCAGUAGGAAGUAUGACUUCUUACAGAGAUUAUACCUCCCUCAGCAGAACCAGGAAGGGCCAGGACAGAAACCAGAAGCUGAGUGUUCAUUCACAUAUAACAAGAAGCACAGGGAGCCAUGGAGUGUGAGUCCCAAGGGCCCAGAGGCUCUUACAAAUAGUCCUGCCAUGAGCCCCUUUCCCAUCCGCACUGCCACCGCGAGUGAGGAUGCAGCAUUCCUGCCUGGGACCCUGAAUUUCUUGCAUUCCUCUUCCCACACAGCCACAUCAAUUGUUCUAGGAGGAAUUCCCCACCACAAGGCUCAUACCCCGAGGGAGAACAUCAGCCUUCACGCUACUCCGAUACUGGGACUAAAGCAUGUCUCCACCCACCUCCUUGAUGGUAAGCCACAGAAUUGGGGCAUCGUGAGAGUGGGAUGCCAGAAGUCUCAUUCUAAUGGGAAGUCCAUAAAUGUGGAAGACAAACAAGACUGGGAGCAAGGGCUGGAACUGAGUGUGGCAGAAACAAUACUGAGUAGACUUAUCCUGAGAAGUGGGAUGAGAUUCCAUGGAGAAGGCACCAGAGGGAGCAGUGAUGAUGGAGAAAUGUUUGGGAAUGGGGUGUCUGAAGAAACUGGGAUUGUUCAUUCAGGUGAGGAGAAGCCUGAGGGGCCACUGAUGAUGGGCUCCGAGCUUCUGACAGGGUGUUCCAUGGAGAAUGGAACGGAAUUGGGACGGAGAGCCCAAUUCUGUGCCUGGGGAUGGGUCAGAAAUAGAACCCGCUUCACCUAG